Gadus macrocephalus (Pacific cod) is the source of this 2160-nucleotide messenger RNA. Its product is annotated as putative nuclease HARBI1. NCBI's taxonomy places the organism in Eukaryota, Metazoa, Chordata, Actinopteri, Gadiformes, Gadidae. The record is from RefSeq and is a predicted model, not a curated record. The transcript is spliced from 3 exons. The coding region runs from base 443 to 1414 and encodes 323 amino acids.
AGACUGUUGAUCUGGGGCCGUAUUCACAAAGGAUUUUAGGGCUAAAAGUAGGUCCUAACUGGCGAAUUUAGGAGUAACUCCUAAAAAUAAUGGGCGUGUCACUCUUAAAUUUAGGACUCCUAACUUUUUCACUAAGAGCAAUUCACAAAGUAUUUUAGGCCUAAAAGUAGCACCUAAGUCUAGGAGAGCUUAAAAGUCCUCAAGAGGACUCCUAACUCACUAAGACCUAUUCACAAAGGAUCGCAAAAUGGCUGCGAGACGAAAUGUGUUGGAGACAAUGGAAGACUGUGAGUUGAUAAAGAGAUAUAGGCUAAAUCGUGAGGGCAUUAAAAUUGUUGUGGAGUUAGUGCGGGAUGCAAUAACAUCCCAGACUAACAGAAACAAUCCGAUUAGUCCCGAAAUAUAAUGUUUGGCAACACUGCGCUAUUUAGCAACAGGGAAAAUGCAACUUUGCAAUGCCGACGAUUUAGGAAUUUCGCAACCAUCAGUCAGCCGUGCCAUAAACCAAACCAUCAACGCGCUCUCUAGACCACAUAUAAUCCAACAGUUUAUCCGGUUUCCUUUGGACAUUCAACAUUUACACAGGAUCAAAGCCAACUUCAUGGCAAUUGCAGGUAUGCCCGGUGUGGUCUGUGUUAUUGACGGGACGCACAUAAAAAUAAUCGCGCCAUCAAAUGACGAGGACGCGUUCGUCAAUAGAAAGAAGUUGCAUUCCAUCAACACGCAGGUUGUUUUUGAUGCAAAUUUUAACAUACUGGAUGUUGUUGCAAAGUGGCCUGGGGCUACCCAUGAUUCUCGCAUUUUAAUGGAGAGCGGUCUGAGGCAGCUUUUUGAGAGGCACCAUGUACCAGUUGGGUGUCACUUGCUGGGUGACAGUGGCUAUCCCUGCAAGACGUGGCUCUUGACACCCUACCUCAAUCCACAACCGGGAGCACAGUUAACGUAUAACAUAGCACACAAACAUACACGAAAUGUUGUGGAGAGAGGAAUUGGGCAGAUGAAACGUCGGUUUCAUGUCCUCCACGGCGAAAUUCGCCUCACCCCAGAGAGGGCAAGCACAGUAAUCACUGUAUGUGCCAUUCUCCACAACCUCUGCAAGCGGAGGAACAUUCCACAGCCAGAAGAUGAUGACGACGAUGAAGAGGACGAUGAUGAUGAUGGCGAUCAACAUGACGAGGAAUUUGGCCGUGUGGAACCGAGUGGACUGGCAUUUAGGGAUCACUUUGUGAAUACACAUUUUAGUGAACUGGCACCAGCAGCAGGAGGGAGAGGAGAGCCAGUGGGUGCACCAAGAGGGAGAGUUGGAAGAGGAAGAGCAGGGAGAGGAAGAGCUGUGAGAGGAGGUGCAGCUGGAAGAGGACGUGCUGUGAGAGGAGGUGCAGCUGGAAGAGGAAGAAGAGGAAGAGCCGUCUGAUGUGAUGCUGCAGCUGCAGCAGGACUUUGUUCUUAAUUUCUCCUGUGGGGAAUAUAUACUGUACAUAUAAUUUGUCACACAUUUUUGGGAAGUGGGUUGACCAGUUGCACAUUAUAAUUCUUCUGUAAAUAUUAAACAAAGGUUUUUCAUGGAGCCUAUUGCAAUCAUUGCAUACAUACCCCUCAAUCUCCUUUAGCAAAUCGACUGCAGGAUCAGCUGCACCCUCAAGGCCAGUUAUACUUAUGUCCGAGCCUAGGACGGCGUACACCACCGAUGCGACCGGGGACAACGGCUUUGGUGCAGAUCCUCCUCCUACAAAUUAAAUUUCAGUUUUCUUCACGUUUCAUAUCACUGUAGCCUUUGUUAAUUGUAAAUUUAAGACAUGCAAAUGCAUUUCCCAAAUGAAGGCAAGCAAUGUUAAUAAUGGACUUACCUGUAGCCGCGACAGCUCUUUUAUAGUCGGUAAUCUCGAACCUACACUGUGAUUGCAGGGAAUACCAGCGUUUUUCGCAAUCGUCGGUAGAGCGACACACAGCAGGGAAGGAAGCAUUUAUGUUAACGCGAAUUUCUUCCCAUGCCUCCCGCUUCUUCUUGCUGGUCACUCCAGCCCCGAAUCUACCCUUUAUUACCCCCCUCCGCUCCAGCACAAACUGGGCAAGUAGUAGUAAUUGGUCUUGGGACCAAUUGGCCUUUCGCUUGCGUUUCACUUUUUCAUCAUCCAUCAUGAUAGGGGGACUUGAAUUCCG